AUGGGGCCAGGCAUGUAUAACACGCGGCCAGGCAUGGGGCCAAGCAUGGGGCCAGGCAUGUAUAACACGCGACCAGGCAUGGGGCCAGGCAUGUAUAACACGCGACCAGGUAUGGGGCCAGGCAUGGGGCCAGGCAUGGGGCCAGGCAUGGGGCCAGGCAUGUAUAACACGCGACCAGGCAUGGGGCCAGGCAUGUAUAACACGCGACCAGAGAUCCGUGCGGUAGUGGUAGUGGUAGUGGUAGUGGUAGUGGUAGUGGUAAUAGUAAUGGAACUGCCUUGCAAAAAAAUCACAACUACCAUUUUAGAACCUUGUCUGCCAUUUCCUCUGCCAGAUGAUGUUCUAAAUGAUAUUGUCCCCAAAGCUAAAGACUAUGCGCUCUUACAUGGUGCAGGAAUGCGAUACAAGACCAGCUAUGAUUCCGACACAUUACAAAUGGCUCCAUUCUUUCUCUUCCCUUCUGCUUUUCCUAAACGGGAGUUUGAGCGAGUUGUAAAGUUGCAGCCCCUUAUCAAUGUGCUGAUGCACAAGGUUGCUCAUGAUCCAGAGUUUUUAGAAAAUUGCCUUAAAAAAACCAUCAGGGUUGACGACUUCACUGCCCGCCUUUGGAAGAUAUACACGAUGGUGAGAGAGGAGGGGAUAACGCAGUGGGUUUCCCUAGGGAUGUUCCGCUGCGACUACUUCUACAGUGUGCCUUCUCAAAGUGCCCUACAGGUUGAGAUAAACACAAUUGCCUCAAGCUUUGCUGCCCUCUCUGCAAGAAUUGUGUUAAUGCAUAGGUAUGUCCUUGGAGAACUACGAAGACCAGAUCUGCUCCAUCAUUUGCCAGAAAAUGAUGCGCUUGCAGGGCUCUGUGGUGGAAUGAUAUCUGCAUGGGAAGCUUACAAUUGCCCAAAAGCUGUAAUACUGUUUGUUAUAGAAGAUGUUACUUACAAUAUCUGUGAUCAACGAUUCCAUGAGUAUGAAAUAAGACGCCAGAGACCAGAUGUUCAUGUCGUUCGAAAAAACCUCACACAGAUCAGUGAAAGAGGGCACCUGACUGAUGACAAGAGGCUUAUAAUAGAUGACGAUGAGAUUGCUGUGGUAUAUUUCCGUGCUGGUUAUGAGCCUGGCCACUACCACAGUGAAGCGGAAUGGGAGGCUCGUCUUACCAUAGAAAGAUCACGAGCAAUUAAGUGUCCUAGCAUACAGUAUCAUUUAGCAGGUACUAAAAAGGUCCAGCAAGAAAUAGCUAGACCAGGUGUAUUGCAGAAGUUUCUUUCCGAUUCCGAAGCAGCAGAAGUUACCAACUUAUUUGCUGGUCUCUACACACUUGACUUAGGCCCAGAAGGAGAUCAUGCUAUUCAAUUGGCUAUGGAGAACCCUGAUCAAUAUGUUCUGAAGCCACAACGAGAGGGUGGUGGCAACAACGUCUAUGGAGAAGAAAUCAAAACUGUCUUGGAGAAAAUAAAAGAUUCACCAGAGAGGGAAGCAUACAUCCUCAUGGAUAGAAUCCGCCCUCCCAUCCAACAAAACUACCUCGUUCGAGCACAUGAACCAGUGAAGUUGAUCGAGGCGGUGUCAGAGUUGGGCAUCUUUGGUGUGGUUCUAGGAACGGCAAAGGAAAUACUAAUCAACAAAUACGCUGGGCACAUGUUACGUACAAAGCUUUCAUCUGUUAAUGAGGGUGGCGUGGCAGCAGGUCUUGGUGCCCUGGAUUCUGUCUUUUUAUUUGAAUGAUGAUUUAUACAAUUAUUUGCAAUGAAAUCUCUUAAUGAGAAUAUUUCUUUGUGAUUUUUUAGGUUUAGGGAUAUAUUAUUUUUAGAAUUCAUUUAUUUUAACAGAAGAAUAGUUGAAAUGCCAUAUAUAUAUACAGUAUAUUCUUUUCUUAUAAGUUGUUUGUGAAAUUGUUUAUAUCUUGGUUUUAUUCUAAAUGAGCAAAUAUUAAAAUAAUGUAUUUGGGGGCAAAUUGAAAGAUAUUAAUUCAGACCACAUUAAUAAUAGGUCAAAGUUCAGCUGGAAAAAUCCUUGGAAUAAUCGGGGAACCUUUGAAAAGUCACCAGCUUCCUGUCCCUAUUGAGGUCACAAAAGAUGGUGACUCCUUGUUUUCAAUUAUAGAAAAUUUUCUUUAUAUGUUGACAUUGAUUCUUUACAUUUCUUUAGAAAUAUUGUCAUGCCCAUAUGCUCUUAGUAUUCUGGUUCCCUCACUAACAUUCUACAUUGUUUUCAUUUUCCCUCCUCUUCAUCCAUUUAUUACUUGCACGUUUUCAUCUCAGAAAUUAAUCACAGUGCACUGGUUCUUUGUAGUAUUCUUUACAUCAUUGUAAUACUGCUGCUUUUCGCUGUCAAUCAGUUUUUGAUAAUAUUUUGUUCCAAACCAUGUUUGGAACCCAGAUAUAUUUAUAUCCAAGAAAGAAAUAAAGUUUAAAAGCUCUCCAAGCAUAAAAAAAAAGUGUUGAUUGUCAUGAAAUGCUUCAGGGUAGAGUCCCAAUGAUUUCUGGAAGCUAUCUCGCUGAUGUUUCUCCAUUAACCACUGCUCUGCUCUGCAUUAAAAUACGACACACCUGUGGUGCGCCGAAAAUCAAUUCUUUCCAAAAAAUUAUUUUCUCUUAUAUUGUUAAAAUGCAGUCUCUGAUCACAGGGAAACAAAAAAAAAAAUAUUGUAUGUUACAUACUUUAGCCGCAAUGGAGUUGGGAAGUUUAGCAUAUUAUGGGCGCUUAGCAAUGGAGUGCUCAAGGUCACUAGGCCCUGCCACCCCGUGGGUUGGCAGUUGCCGCAAAUAUAAUGUUUCACAACUAU
Procambarus clarkii (red swamp crayfish) is the source of this 2779-nucleotide messenger RNA. NCBI's taxonomy places the organism in Eukaryota, Metazoa, Arthropoda, Malacostraca, Decapoda, Cambaridae. The record is from RefSeq and is a predicted model, not a curated record.